AUAGAAACGUGGAUCUAACAUGCAGCGAAAUCCACAACGGCACAAACGGGGGAACAAUUCACAACCCAAUGUACCCGGACAAGGAUUCUGGUGACAAGUUCUGCAAUUAUCAGAUUACUGUUCCUUCCAACGAUCAAGCUGCUGUGAGCUUCCCUUUGAUUGAACAUUUUUCUAAUAACAUGGCGAUCUUUGUAUUCGGCGGCCCCGAUUGUAUGUCCAGAUGGAUCGGAUACCAACGGCACCCGGAGAAUAAGCCACACAUUUCUCCUGGAAACAGUAUCACAGCAUUGUUGACUGUUCAACACAGCGAUGAGCCUUGGCGAUUCGCAGGAAAUUAUUCCACGGGUAAGUUGUACCUAAUCCACAUUGUAUAUUCUGGUAAUAGGCAGUAA
Molecule: messenger RNA, 392 nt
Organism: Dicrocoelium dendriticum
Lineage: Eukaryota; Metazoa; Platyhelminthes; Trematoda; Plagiorchiida; Dicrocoeliidae
Source: the annotation of a GenBank genome assembly